This is a messenger RNA of Sitophilus oryzae (rice weevil), 2715 nucleotides long. RefSeq names its product leucine-rich repeat and immunoglobulin-like domain-containing nogo receptor-interacting protein 2. The annotation marks the transcript as partial. NCBI's taxonomy places the organism in Eukaryota, Metazoa, Arthropoda, Insecta, Coleoptera, Curculionidae. The transcript is spliced from 2 exons. Gene Ontology annotation, molecular function: protein binding. The record is from RefSeq and is a predicted model, not a curated record.
UUCCUGAAAUCUUCGUGAAGAUCCUACUUAUCCUUGGCAUUAUCAGAUACCCCACUUCGACAACAAUGUUGUUUCUUUUGCUGCUUACCGGUUUCCUCUCAACGUACACAUGGGCAGGAAGUGUCCUAGGCUGUCCCGUCGGCUGUAUUUGCAACGAUGACACCUUCGUCGUCCAGUGCGACCACAACAAGCUGGAUAUCAUUCCCAUCACAUUGAAUCCCGCUAUACAGAGGCUGGUGCUCCGCAAUAACAAGAUUAGGUCGGUAGACGCCGCCUUCACUUUCUACAGAGAUUUGCAGUACGUCGAUCUCUCCUUCAAUCACCUGCACAGCAUCCCGUCGAAAAGUUUCCUGCAUCAAGAAAAGCUACAGGAGUUGCAUUUAAACAAAAACAAACUUUCAUCGUUAAAUAGUACGACAUUCGAAGGUUUGAAGUCGUUGACGGUGUUGAAUUUACGUGAGAACUUUUUGGAUGAAUUGCCGAAACGGAUUUUUUCUAUUCUUCCUAAACUGGAGGAGCUAAAUCUGGGACAGAAUAGAAUAGCGAGGAUAGAUCCUCUAGCGUUCGAAGGAUUGCUUAGUCUGCGAGUAUUGUUUCUGGAUGACAAUCUGCUCAAAUCCGUGCCUACACCGGCCUUUUCCGUUUUGGGUAGCCUGGCCGAGCUCCACGUUGGGCUUAAUUCUUUUGACGGAUUACCCGAUGAUGCGUUCCAGGGUUUGAACCGAUUAGCCGUGCUGGAUUUGAGUAGCGGCGGUAUUUCAAACAUCAGCCAAAACGCCUUCCGCGGCCUCGAGGGUCUUCGUAGCCUUAAUUUAGCAGACAAUCGACUCCAACGGGUACCCACCACUCAACUAGGAACCUUGGCUCGCCUCGAAGAAUUGAGUAUAGGUCAAAAUGAAUUUAUGCUGUUAGAAAAAGGUGUGUUUAGUGGCUUGACCAAUUUACGUCGACUGGAUGUGACGGGCGCGAGAAAUUUAGAACGUAUCGAACGAGGAGCUUUCGCAGAGAAUCUUAAUUUAGAAACGGUAGUGCUAGUUAGUAACAAAAAACUGAGAGAGUUAGAUGAGGGUGUUUUGGAAGGAUUGCCCAAUUUGAGGCAUUUGGUUUUGCGAGAGAACGCUUUGGAAAGUCUUCCGGAAGCAGUAGCGUCAUGGGGCGAACUACGGGGAUUGGAACUGACCGACAAUCCUAUUCGGUGCGACUGUAAACUGUUAUGGUUACUGAAAUUAACAAAUCAACGUAACUUGACCAACGUCCAGUGCUCAUCGCCGACGCAUUUACGCGAACGCUCGUUAAAAUCACUUUCCCCUGGAGAUUUGGGAUGCUCGCUGGGAGAGCCGAGUCAGCAAGUGAUAAUCGUAACAUUCUGCGUGAGUGCUAUCAUCCUUUUGGCCGUGCUGGGACUAUUUUUGUUUCGUUACCGCCUUAAAGUUCGCGACGCGUUGAAAGACUACAAGUUUAACAAGCGCGCCAUCAGUCGCAAGGAGCACGAGUACCAAAAGACCUUCUCCGAGGACGACUACACUUUACGUGGCGGCCAGCUGCCCAUCAAACAUAUUCCGGUGACGGAGUUGUAGCUAGAGCUGAGCGCGCCGCCGACGGGAGUGUUCUGUCUGGGAGGCGAGGGUAGGCGAGUGAGGGCCCCUCGCGGUCCUGCGGGCACCCUUCCCGCACCCGGAUUCACGUACCUUCGAGCCAGCGACACCUGCAGGGCGCACUCGCUUCGGGCGCUACCCUCGGGCGCCAGGAACGGCUGCGUCCCCUGCACCGCCGACGCCUUCCCACGCUAAGACGGCAGCGCGCCCAGCCCAUUGAAUCCAUUCCAAAAUGUGAUUUUUACGAUAUAUAGAGACUGUACAGUUAGUUUGCUAAGUAUAGUUUUACGUAUGCGACAACGCGUGCCCGUAGGGGAGGCUGUGGUACGACCCGAACUGUAAGAACUAACACAAAAGAUUGGAAAGUAUCAAAAACUAAUUUCUAAUAUCUACAUACCCUUUGUUGCAUCUCCGAUCUGAACAUACAUAUAAUAUUAUCCAUUUUAUUUCAAAGAAAAUGUGUACGAAAUUUUUAAAGGGCUCGAAUGAAACCAAUCGUUCAUUUUUUCGUUCUUUUCUAUAAAAUGUUCAUUUGGUAUGCAUUUUUUAACUUUUUAUACAGAAUAAAAUUUAGGAUGUUUUUGAUUGACCUGUAGAGGGCGAAAACCAUACCUAUUGUCAUAACAUAACAUAUCUACUCGUAUUCUGGAAUAUCUCUUAACUGACAUUUUUAAGUCGGAAUAUAUAUCCUAUGUUAAUUCAACUCCAGUAGAAACAUAAAAUUAAAAUAAUGUGGAUUAUUUAAUCUGCUUUGUCAAAUAAACUUAGCAAUAAUAACAAAUAUCCAUAAAAAAAUGCAAAAUAAAAUAUGGAAAAUUAAAAUCGUCGCUUCUUCCUCUGAGAAGUUAGCUUAUCAACACUUUGUAGAAUUUCAGGCUCCAAGUCGAUAUGUGUUUAUCCAGGUCCAGACUACCUUUUCAAUUAAUUUGGUAGAUAAUAUUUUUAUAACUAAAAAUAACUUUGUAACUAUUCAAUAGCGAGAGUGUGCUUUAUUUUAAUGAAAUUUUUAAAAGUUUUCCCUAAAAUAAAAUGGGAUUUUUGUUCGGCGUUUUAUUCGAAAUUAAAAAUUCACUUGAGAUUUUUUAUAUUCAGAUCAGCGAUGCAACACAUGGUAUAUAGA